Molecule: messenger RNA, 720 nt
Organism: Xyrauchen texanus (razorback sucker)
Lineage: Eukaryota; Metazoa; Chordata; Actinopteri; Cypriniformes; Catostomidae
Gene: myf5
Product: myogenic factor 5
Exons: 3
Coding region: 1-720 (239 amino acids)
Biological process (GO): regulation of transcription by RNA polymerase II; muscle organ development; positive regulation of myoblast differentiation
Molecular function (GO): protein dimerization activity; RNA polymerase II cis-regulatory region sequence-specific DNA binding; DNA-binding transcription factor activity, RNA polymerase II-specific
Source: RefSeq, a predicted model, not a curated record
AUGGACGUAUUCUCCACAUCCCAGGUCUACGACAGCACUUGUGCCUCAUCCCCUGAAGCUUUGGAGUUUGGAACUGGAGGGGAACUUGCUGGAUCCGAGGAGGAUGAGCACAUUCGGGCACCCGGGGCCCCUCACCAGCCUGGUCACUGCCUGCAGUGGGCCUGCAAAGCUUGCAAGCGCAAAUCCAGCACGGUGGACCGCCGAAGAGCUGCCACCAUGAGGGAACGGCGCAGGUUGAAGAAGGUGAACCACGCUUUUGAGGCUCUACGCCGCUGCACGUCCGCCAAUCCCAGCCAGCGGCUUCCCAAGGUGGAGAUCCUGAGGAACGCCAUCCACUAUAUUGAGAGCCUUCAAGAGCUGCUCCGGGAACAGGUAGAGAACUACUACAACCUGCCUACAGAGAGUGGCUCGGAGCCUGCCAGCCCAUCAUCUUGCUGUUCUGAAAGCAUGGUUGACUGCAACAGUCCUGUUUGGCCACAGAUGAGUCCACACUUUGGGAAUAACUACAACUAUGAUGCACAAAUUGCUAGUGUAGUAGACAGAACUCCCGGAACAUCUAGUUUGCAGUGUUUGUCCAGCAUUGUGGACAGGUUGUCCUCAGUAGACACAGGAGUUGCUGUGGGAAUGAGGAAUAUGGUUUCUCUCUCACCAACUGGAAGUGACUCCCAGUCCAGUUCUCCAGACAGUCCCAGCAACAGACCAGUCUACCAUGUCCUGUGA